AUGGUCGAUAUGAAUCGAUCAGAUGGCAGCGACCAAGCGCCAGGAUCAAGUUCCGCGGUCAGCGAGUCCCAGUCGGCAGAUGCAGAGGAGCUUCACUAUCUGACAUGGUUCCAACGGUUUGCCUUCGGUUUCGGCCAUUUCUACAACGAUGUUUGUGCCGGCAUGUGGUUCACCUACCUACUGGUUUACUUCAAGAAGAUUCUGCUAUUCUCGCCGUUUUCCGCAGGCAACGUGUUCCUUGUGGGGCAGGUGGCAGACGCACUCAGUACUCCGUUGAUCGGCAUCGAGUCAGAUCGCGUAAACUCAGCUGUCUGUUGCAAUUGGUACGGCCGGCGCAAAAGCUGGCAUUUAAUUGGUACCAUAUGCGUGACCAUAUCGUUUCCGUUCAUUUUCAACAGAUGCAUAGGUUGUACAUAUGAGCCGGUCAUGACCGCUGAAUGGGUGCAGCUGAUUUACUACAUUCCGUUUGUCGUGCUUUUCCAGUUCGGUUGGGCGGCUGUUCAGGUAGCACAUCUGGCGAUGAUCCCUGAAUUGACUCCAUGCAAUAACGAGCGAACCGCCCUGAACGGUAUAAGGUAUGCGUUCACCGUUGUAGCCAGUCUGGUGGCGUUUCUCCUCGUGUGGCUCUUCCUCAAAAAGAGUAUCGGUAAUCAGGAUGUCACUCCGAACGAUGCAUGUGCUUUCAGUACCUCCGCGUACGUGUCUAUCGGCAUGGGUAUCGUUCUGACGAUCGCCUUCCACAUAUUUGUGCCCGAUAAAUCGUCCGGCAUGUACCUUCAUAAACAGACGAUGAAGCGGGCGAUGGCCAUCAGCAGCGUCGAGGCUGUCGCCAACGGUGCCGUCACCCAGAUUUCAACGACCACCACUGACAGUAAAGUGCAGCCGAAUUCAGUCAAAGCGAUGACCUGGCGGUCGUGGUUAAAAGAGCCGCAGUUCUACGAGGUUGGCGCCAUCUACAUGUGCGUUCGCUUGUUCAACAACGUUUUCAUGGCCUACAUCCCGUUGUACAUUCUCGACACCCAGAUGCUUGGCAAACCGGGCGUCGCCAUUGGAGUUGUCUUUGGGAUCGGGACGUGUGUGUGGUCGUUUUUUAAAGGCCUUGGCUACCAGAUAUUUGGUCUGGCGAUCGCUCUCGGUAUCUCAUCUGCUCUGCUGAUUGUCAAUGCUUUGGCCCUGAUGACGGACAUGAUCGGCAAAGAUACGGUAAUGAAUAUGAAAUUUCUUUUUUUAUUCUGUAGCUAG
Soboliphyme baturini is the source of this 1242-nucleotide messenger RNA. Lineage: Eukaryota; Metazoa; Nematoda; Enoplea; Dioctophymatida; Soboliphymatidae. The record is from the annotation of a GenBank genome assembly.